Messenger RNA from Penicillium cosmopolitanum, 1680 nucleotides. Its product is annotated as putative general amidase. The record is from RefSeq and is a predicted model, not a curated record. NCBI's taxonomy places the organism in Eukaryota, Fungi, Ascomycota, Eurotiomycetes, Eurotiales, Aspergillaceae. The transcript has 6 exons. The coding region runs from base 1 to 1680 and encodes 559 amino acids.
AUGGAGUCUGCCGAUACGAAUAUCCCGUGGCAAGAAAGAGUAGCUAAAAAGCAAAAGGAAAAUUCCGAAAAGAUUCCGUCGACAUGGAGGAUUCCCAAUGCUUUCUGGGACAACUUCCAAACACCUUUAGCAGAACACAAGAAUGAUCUAGUCCAAGAACAAGCCAUUCGCAAGUCUGGCAUUCUGACAGGCCGUGAACUCGAAAUCACCGAAAGUUAUACAGUUUCCAGUCUUCUUUCUGCCUUGGCGAAAGGUCACUUGACCUCUGCAGAGGUGACGUUGGCGUAUUGCAAGCGUGCUGCAGUUGCCCAACAAUUGGUCAAUUGUCUCACAAACACCAUGUUCGAUGAAGCACAGAAAAGAGCGGAACAUUUGGACCGCUUGCGAGCUCAAGGUCAACUGGCUGGCCCGCUCCAUGGUCUCCCAAUCAGCAUCAAGGACAAUUUCCAUCACAAGGGUACUGAAUCUACCAUUGGGAUGCUAUCGUUCAUGGGUGAAGUUUCAUCGGAAAGCUCGCCCCUUGUACAAAUCCUGUUAAAGCUUGGAGCGGUUAUCUAUGUUAAAACUAAUGUGCCCCAAACCAUGAUGACGACCGACUCUCACAAUAACGUUUUCGGGCGCACCCUUAAUCCAAGGAACACCCAAUUGGGACCUGGUGGAUCGAGUGGCGGCGAAGGGGCUUUGAUAGCUUUAAGGGGCUCGCCAUUGGGCGUUGGAACAGAUAUUGGCGGCUCCGUCCGCAUCCCAGCCCUAUGCUGCGGGACAUAUGGAUUCCGACCUAGUGCUGCAAGGGUCCCGAACGGAGGAAUGCGAGUCUGCACCACCAGUGGAAUGAAGUUUGUCCUGUCUUGUGCGGGCCCACUUUCUUUGGAUCUAGAUGGCAUCGAGACAUUCUUCAAGACACUUUUUGAGGCCCGCCCCGCUCUUUACGAUUCCACUAUCUUGGACAUUCCAUGGAGACAGGUCUCCACGAAGCAAAAGCUAAGAAUCGGAGUUGUUCCCGAAAGCCCUAAUUUUCCUCUGCAGCCCCCUGUUAAAAGGACGCUGGAAGAUGCAACCCGCAUAUUAGAGGCACAGGGCCACACGAUCAUUCCGUUGACCUCGGCGGAAUGUCGGGUGAUGGAGGCGACUGAGGUCGCUUUCGGUACCUUCGCUCUUGACCCAGGCGCAAGGAACCACCUUGAAUCAUCCGGAGAUCCCCCGGUGCCAGCCUUACUUCACCUUGGUCAGCAGGGUGAGAAGCUUAAACAAAAUGCCGGAUCCUCUCUGCCGGAUAGGAGUGCAUUGGAUCGAAUGGGCCAAUUGGCUGCACUAAACACCCAUAAAGCAGAAAUGCGCGAGGAUUAUAGAAAGUUGUGGCUCGCAAACGACCUUGAUAUUUGCAUCGCACCCCCUGCCCAGAGCACUGCAGUUCAGCACGAUACUUUUGGACUGCCUCCAUACACGGCAUUUUUGAACGCUCUCGAUUUUCCGUCGUGCAUUCUUCCCUUUGGGCACGUGGGCGCAGAAGAUGCAACUGGGACUUACGAGCUGAAGAAGGACCAAAUUGGUCCGGAAUACAACUUUGAGGUACUCAAUGGGGCACCCUGCUCUAUUCAACUGUUUACUCUCAACAUGCGUGACGAAGAAUGCUUGCAAAUGGCGAAGCAAAUUGAUCAAGACCUCAAGGGUAGAGCUUGA